UCUGGCCAGGAAUCCUCAUCGCCGACGCCGACAACGACAACCACGACACCAUCCAUCCGCUCCUUAACCUCCGGCCCGGCUCCAAUUACCUUACCUUGUCCUCACUCUCCUUUCCGAGCUCCACCACCACAACCCACUACCUUGUAUACCGCAACCAUGACGCGCGCCCAGCAGACCAUCUCCUUCGGCCUCUUGCUCUCCUCCCUCUACCUCGCCCUCUUCCUCGGCCUCAUCCCCCUCUCGCCCCGCGUCCAGGACGAGGUGAUUCCCUACCUCCCCUUCUGGGUCCUCGUCUCCUUCGGCGCAUACCUGCUCGCCAAGCUCGGCUGGGGCGUCUUCACCUUCAACGACGUGCCCCAGGCGCACAAGGAGCUGAUGGAGGAGAUUGCGCUCGCGCGCGCCGACCUGAGCGCCAAGGGCGUGGAUGUCGAUUAGACAGACUGCUGUCGUCUCUGAGGGAGGGAGGGAUACCCUGAUGUGCGGUGGAUGGAUGUGUGUGUGUGGGGGGGUUGAUGGCUGGGGUGACUGCCUGGUGGAGGGUAGGGUGGUGAUGCGCUCUCUCUUGGGGAGGAAUGGUCACUUGCACGCAAGAACACAGACGGACAGAGAGAGGGGGGGAAGCACGCGAGCCCCGCCUCUGCUAGAGCUACCACAGCAGCAGCCUGCCUACAUGCUCAAGCCGUUUCUUUUUCUUUUCUCUUUUCUUUUUAAAUUUUCCAUUUUCCCUUCCAAAUCCCGUCCCCGUUCCAGAAGCCGCUCUAUAAGAAAGAGUCUCUCCAUCCAUCUAGCUGUUUAUCUGCCUGUCUGUCUGUAUCUGCAUCUGUACUGUAC
Molecule: messenger RNA, 831 nt
Organism: Aplosporella prunicola CBS 121167
Lineage: Eukaryota; Fungi; Ascomycota; Dothideomycetes; Botryosphaeriales; Aplosporellaceae
Exons: 3
Coding region: 157-435 (92 amino acids)
Biological process (GO): GPI anchor biosynthetic process
Cellular component (GO): dolichol-phosphate-mannose synthase complex; endoplasmic reticulum membrane
Source: RefSeq, a predicted model, not a curated record